AUGUUGACCUCACCCACCGAAUCUCUAUCCGCCUCCUCUUCCUCCAGCGGCAGCCCUAUCGCCCAAAGCCCUCACCCCAAGGCGUGGUUCCCCUCUAUCCCUCGCCGCCGCGCAGAGAAGGUCCGCCUACCCCGAUACUAUGCUACCCCGUUGAAAGACACGCCCGACUCGACCCCUCUACAAGUGUACGGCCUGGAGCAGCGCGAACCGUCGAUCGCCGAAAAGCCCAAGCUGCUGCGCCGCAUGUCGCACGCGCUGGAUGACAUCAAGGAGGACUUCUCGCUGCAGCUGGAGCCGCGCGAGAAGCUGAAGAGCCGGCACCGCCAGUCGACCUUCAUGCUGGAUACCAGCGUUGGCGGCAGCUCGGGGCCGGGAUCGAGCGCGGGCUCGUCGCUGUCCGGCGCCGAGAGCCCCAUGGCGAUGGAACCGCCUCGCCCCCGUCCCAUGUCGACCUUUUCCGUGGACAAUUGGACGCCUCCGUCGCGGUCGCUCACUCGAAGACUGUCGACUCGGUUGGGUCUCUCGCAGAAGAAGCGCUUUCGACCGGGCCAGGGAGCCAGCAUUUCGCAGCCGAAUUUGAUCGGAUCGUCGACCCAGAUGUAA
Aspergillus melleus is the source of this 603-nucleotide messenger RNA. RefSeq lists its product as uncharacterized. Bases 1 to 603 code for a protein of 200 amino acids. NCBI's taxonomy places the organism in Eukaryota, Fungi, Ascomycota, Eurotiomycetes, Eurotiales, Aspergillaceae. The record is from RefSeq and is a predicted model, not a curated record. The transcript has a single exon.